This is a messenger RNA of Phaeoacremonium minimum UCRPA7, 1371 nucleotides long. RefSeq names its product putative glycoside hydrolase family 7 protein. The transcript has 5 exons. Gene Ontology annotation, molecular function: hydrolase activity, hydrolyzing O-glycosyl compounds. Lineage: Eukaryota; Fungi; Ascomycota; Sordariomycetes; Togniniales; Togniniaceae. Gene Ontology annotation, biological process: carbohydrate metabolic process. The coding region runs from base 1 to 1371 and encodes 456 amino acids. The record is from RefSeq and is a predicted model, not a curated record.
AUGUAUCGAGUACUCACAGCCCUUUCUUUCGCUAGCGCCGUGGUUGGCCAACAAAUCGGUACCAACACCGCUGAGAAGCACCCUUCAAUGCCUAUUCAGUCAUGCUCAGCCUCUGGAUGCACAACUGAGCAGACUUCUGUCGUCCUUGACGCGAAUUGGCGAUGGACUCAUGUGACAGACGGCUAUACCAACUGCUACACAGGAAACAAGUGGAACGCAACGGCUUGCCCCGAUGGAAAGACAUGUGCUCAGAACUGUGCUAUUGACGGUGCUGAUUAUUCUGGCACGUACGGAGUUUCUACCCCUUCUUCAGGAGCAUUGAAGCUGCAGUUCGUGACUAAGAACACGGACGGUACAAAUGUCGGCUCUCGUCUGUAUCUCAUGGCCAGUGACGAGAAGUACAGAAUGUUCAAUCUCUUGAACAAGGAGUUCACCUUCGAUGUUGAUGUUAGCAACCUACCUUGCGGACUCAAUGGUGCUGUAUACUUCUCCGAGAUGGACGAGGACGGUGGCCUGUCAAAGUUCGACACGAACAAAGCUGGAGCCAAGUAUGGCACUGGAUAUUGCGACUCUCAGUGUCCUCAGGAUAUCAAGUUCAUCAAUGGAGAGGCUAAUGUUGAGGGAUGGUCGGGAGCUGAUAGUGAUCCGAAUUCUGGGUCUGGCGGAUUCGGCUCUUGCUGCGCUGAGAUGGACAUCUGGGAGGCUAAUCUAGAUGCCACCGCAUAUACUCCUCAUCCUUGCAAGGUGAAUGAGCAAACUCGCUGUGAGAGCGAAGCAGACUGCGGAUCCGGUGAUAAUAGGUACGGGGGAAUGUGUGAUAAGGAUGGCUGCGACUUCAACAGCUACCGUAUGGGUGUACAGGACUUCUACGGAACGGGCAUGACAGUUGAUACUAGCAAGGCUUUCACCAUCGUCACUCAGUUCGUCACCGACGAUGGUACUGAUGCUGGAAAUCUGAAGCAAAUCAACAGGUUCUACGUGCAGGGCGGAAAGGUCAUUCCUAAUUCUGAGGUUACGGUGGAGGGUAUCGACCCAGUAAACCAUAUCAGUGAGGACUUCUGCGACCAGCAGAAGACCACAUUUGGGGACAACAAUUAUUUCAAGGCCGUCGGCGGUCUUUCGGGCAUGGGCAAGUCUUUGACGAAGAUGGUUCUCGUCCUGAGCGUCUGGGACGAUCAUGCCGUCUCGAUGAACUGGCUGGACAGCACGUUCCCUGUCGAUUCCGACAAGAGCAAGCCCGGUGUGGCCCGUGGUCGCUGUGACCCUGAGGCUGGUGACCCGGCAACGGUUGAGAAAGCCCAUCCUGAUGCUUCUGUCGUCUACUCAAACAUUAAGAUUGGCUCGCUCAACUCGACGUUCACUGCUACAUGA